Messenger RNA from Pieris rapae (cabbage white), 1346 nucleotides. It is a transcript of the gene meigo, whose product is annotated as solute carrier family 35 member B1 homolog. Gene Ontology annotation, biological process: UDP-galactose transmembrane transport. Lineage: Eukaryota; Metazoa; Arthropoda; Insecta; Lepidoptera; Pieridae. The record is from RefSeq and is a predicted model, not a curated record. Gene Ontology annotation, cellular component: endoplasmic reticulum membrane; Golgi membrane. Bases 214 to 1173 code for a protein of 319 amino acids. Gene Ontology annotation, molecular function: UDP-glucose transmembrane transporter activity; UDP-galactose transmembrane transporter activity. The transcript is spliced from 7 exons.
CAGAUAUUUUACCGACGUGUACUUUUAACAUACGGUAGAUUAAGAUUUCGUGUUUAUAAGUUAGACUUUUAAUAAAAAUCAUGAAUAGUUGUAGCAUACGUGUCCUUUAAAGAGAUAUUAUUAGAUCGGGGUGAAUUCAUACAAUUUUAGUGUAAUUCUCUAUAUUAACAGAAUUAUCAAGUAAAAUAGUUAAUAAUAGUAAACAACUUUAAAAUGAAUAGAAACAAGAGUGAAAUUCGUUUUAUUUUUUAUGCGAGUGGCAUAUUUAUUUGUUAUUUUAUAUUUGGUAUGUUGCAAGAGAAAAUAACUAGAGGAAAAUAUGGAAACAAUGAUAAAUUUACGUGUACUCUUUCACUCGUUCUCGUUCAAUGUGUUGUGAAUUAUAUUUUCGCUCAAAUUUUAAUGUUAUCUUGGAAACAUGAAAAAGAUACAACAAGCAAGAUUUAUUAUUUUUCUUCAGCCCUUACAUACUUGUUGGGUAUGGUCAGCUCUAAUAUGGCUUUACAAUGGAUCAAUUAUCCGACACAGGUUGUUGGAAAAGCUGCAAAGCCAAUACCAGUGUUGAUACUCGGUGUAAUUUUGGGUAGAAAAGUGUAUCCUAUAAGAAAAUACUUUUUUGUAUUACUAAUUGUGAUAGGAGUGGUUUUGUUUAUGUACAAAGAGCAAGCGAGAACAGUUGUGGAAGAUUCUCAAGGUUUGGGGGUAGGAGAGCUUCUACUGUUUUGCUCAUUGACUAUGGAUGGAUUGACUGGUGCUGUGCAGGAGAGGAUAAAAAGUGAAUCAUCUCCAACAGCCUAUUCCAUGAUGUUAAAUACAAAUGGAUGGUCAUCUCUAAUCCUAAGUGUAAGUGUAAUUCUUACUGGAGAAUGCUUCAAGUUCGUCGCUUUUGUUAGCCAGUACCCAGAAGUGCUAAUCUGGCUUACAGGAUUGUCUCUAAUGGGCGCUUUGGGACAAUUAUUCAUAUUUUUCAUGGUUUCUGAAUUUGGACCUCUGCCAUGCUCUGUAGUCACCACAACGAGAAAGUUUUUCACCGUCCUGGCGUCCGUAAUUAUUUUUGGCAAUGUUUUGAUGUUUAGGCAAUGGAUUGGUGCGAUACUUGUCUUUUCUGGUCUAUUUUUAGACAUAAUCUGCAGAAACGGAAAGAGCCCUCAAACGAAAAUAGCUAAUAAAUAAAGCUGUUUAUGUGCUGUGAAAACAUCAAACAUUUUAUAUAUUUGAAAUAUAAUGCACAAGCAACAUCAAAUUGUUAUAUUGCCCGAAUACAUAAAAGUGAUACCUGCCGUUUCUAUUCUCGGCAAUUCAUUUUUGUGUAUUUGGAAAUUAGAAUAAAUGUUAUUUUUAUGAAA